UUCCGCAAACGAACACACACACGCACACGCUCUCUCUCUCUCUCCUAAAAACGUUGUGGACAGAGAAAGAAAGAGAGGAGAGAGAUAAUGGUGCGGAAGUGUACUGGCAGAGGAAUUGCAGAAAUUGCAGUGAUGGAGGUCGCUCAUCAGGUGGGAGUGAGGACUAGGUCCAGAGCGGCUCUGGCUAUGGCGGCGAGCUCAGUCACGGCGAAGAGAAGGAAGGUCACCGGAGCGACAACGGGAGAAUUGGUGAAGCUCUCGACGUCGUACGUCGAGCUCAGGAGCCGGAAUCGAGUCGUGAUCGCGUCAGAGAAUUUGGUGAUUCCUGCGACGGCGGAGAGUACCAUCGGAGUUCGUUCUACGACCGAGACGACGGAGGAGGCGGAGCGGUGCGGGAGCCCUAGCUCCUCCAAUCGCGACGUUCAGGCGUCGUGUUGCUCGAGUAACGGCUCCAGUGAGAUUGCUGACCAUCACGAUGAUGAUAAUGAUGAUCAGGAGAGAAUCGAAUUCGUAGAUCUGGAGGAUGAUGAUGAUAAAGAUGAGAGCACCGAAGUUGAAACAUCGACGUAUAAUUUCUGCAGAGAAAUAAGGAGAGAGAUGACUCCUUCGAGUAAGCUUCGAGAAGAAUCCGACGACGUGGAGUCGGCGGCGAAGCCGACGGUGGUGGAUUCCCACAGUAGAUCAGCGGUGGCCGAGAAAAUGCCUAGCGAAUCGGAGCUUGAGGAAUUCUUCGCAGCCGCUGAGAAAGACAUCCAAAAACGUUUCGCGGAAAAGUAUAACUACGACAUUGUGAAGGACACUCCCUUGGAAGGACGUUACGAGUGGCUUAGAUUAAAGCCGUGAAUUAAGAGAGAAAAAAAAGUACAAUUACGAAACAGCUAAAACACCCAAAAAACAACGUCGUUAGUGAAGAAGAAGAAGAAAAAGAAACAGAAUUAGUUUCUACUGGCUGAUCAUCAGGUUCUCAUGAUAUUAAUCUUAUUAGUUGUUAUAAUUAUUAUCUUUUAGUUACUGCUAAUUUCAAUUAAUUAGCUCUUCUCUAGCUAGCCUAGCCUUUUUUUUUCCCUCUCUUUAUUAUUAUUAUGUACAGCUUUCCCUAUCACUAAGAAGAUGAAUUAAUCAGCAGUAGCAGCAGCAGCUGAAGUUUGUUAAUUCUCUCUCUCUCUGUACGAGUUGUACGGGAAAAUGAAUUUUUCUUUUUUCUUUCGGGAAAGAAAAAUGGGUUUCGAUAAUAUACACAUAUGAAUAUAUGACUAUAUAUAAUAUAUAAUUUUUUCCCUGCAAGUUAUCAGUUUUUAUAGCCCCUCAAUUUCGCGUCUGUUUCUCUGAAAACUCUUUCCGUUCCCCACUAGCCGCCGCCUGGUACGAAACACAGUCGUAAAUUCCA
Morus notabilis is the source of this 1387-nucleotide messenger RNA. RefSeq names its product cyclin-dependent kinase inhibitor 7. NCBI's taxonomy places the organism in Eukaryota, Viridiplantae, Streptophyta, Magnoliopsida, Rosales, Moraceae. The transcript has 4 exons. The record is from RefSeq and is a predicted model, not a curated record. Bases 88 to 843 code for a protein of 251 amino acids. Gene Ontology annotation, biological process: negative regulation of cyclin-dependent protein serine/threonine kinase activity. Gene Ontology annotation, molecular function: cyclin-dependent protein serine/threonine kinase inhibitor activity. Gene Ontology annotation, cellular component: nucleus.